Lachancea meyersii CBS 8951 is the source of this 1155-nucleotide messenger RNA. NCBI's taxonomy places the organism in Eukaryota, Fungi, Ascomycota, Saccharomycetes, Saccharomycetales, Saccharomycetaceae. The record is from the annotation of a GenBank genome assembly.
AUGGAAGGAGCUAAAGCAACGAAUGGAGUUAUAUUAGAGCCACAUACUUUUCCGGUGCCAGAGGAUUCAGAAACGAUAGCGGCUAUCGAAAAAACCGCGGACUAUGUUAGACGAAAUGGGGUAGAAUUCGAACAAAAACUGGAUAGAGAGCAGUUUCCCUUCUUGGCAGAAAGCAACCAAUAUAACAAGUAUUAUCGCACUCUUCUAGAGGAAGACGAGACCGAGGGCUUACAAGACAGUGCGGAAAAUUCACCAGCUACUUCAAAGUCCCUGCCACCUGCGACCCCUUCCCCGUUCGUUUUCAGCACAGCUGACAGAAACGUACCGAAGCGAGACCUGGAGAUAGUGAAGAAAACUGCACUUUUUUGUGUUUUGAACGAGAAAAAUGACUAUCUCAACACUCUCAGGGCCAAGGGUGCAGAACACCCGCUCUUGGGGUUUCUAGACACUCGACAUCCGCUCAAUGAGGUCUUCACUAAUUUCAUCAACCAAUACAAACAAGUGGCACGCAAAGAAUUUGGAGUACGAGCUCGAUUCUUACAGGAGGGGCAAAUGGGGUUAUUAAACCGAUGCUUUGAAAGGGCGAAGUACGCAGAGUUUUCGGAGAAACUUCAGGUAGAAGAAGCCAAAACGCGAGAGCGGUUCAAAUUGAAGUUCUUCUCAUAUGCUUGGGAAAAUUUCCAAACUUUGGGCAGUGUAGAGUUCAAAAAUGAGGACGAGUAUGCCGAGCCUCUUGAUUUUGACACUUUGCGUCAAAAAACGCUACAGCUAUCCUCACAUAAAACAACUUUUGGCGGCGUUUUGGCUUUAUCGUCUCUCGCCAAAGUGGAGAACGUCCCGCUUGAAAAAGAUGCCAAGCCUAAGAAGAAAAACAAAAUGAAGAUCCGUGCCGCGGGCGAGACGCGACUCAAACAGAAUAGCGGCUCGAACUCACAGACGCUGGUAGAAUGUCCCAUCACGCAUAAAAUGAUACCAGAGGCAAACUUCGACAAGCAUAUUCAAGUACUGUUGAGCGAUCCAAACUACACAAAGGAACGCCAGGAAUACGAAGCGAAAAACAAUAUCACAAAUCUCACUCUGGAAAACGUGCACCAAAACAUCAAACGUCUUUCACAAAACAGGAGCUCGCAGCCAGCCAAGAGGCAGAAAACGUGA